Messenger RNA from Zygotorulaspora mrakii, 1518 nucleotides. RefSeq names its product chitinase (gene CTS1). The coding region runs from base 1 to 1518 and encodes 505 amino acids. Gene Ontology annotation, cellular component: extracellular region. Gene Ontology annotation, biological process: chitin catabolic process; carbohydrate metabolic process. The transcript has a single exon. Lineage: Eukaryota; Fungi; Ascomycota; Saccharomycetes; Saccharomycetales; Saccharomycetaceae. The record is from RefSeq and is a predicted model, not a curated record. Gene Ontology annotation, molecular function: chitin binding; chitinase activity.
AUGCUGAAGUCACUCUUUUCCUAUGCUUUAUUUUUAUUACUCGCCAAAGUUAAUGCUGUUUUUGAUGCAGAUUCGAAGCAGAACGUGGCGCUUUAUUGGGGUCAAAAUUCCGCUGGCACUCAGCAAUCACUUGGCAGCUACUGUGAAUCGUCAGACGCUGACAUAUAUCUACUUUCCUUUUUAUAUCGGUUUCCCACCAUUGGUUUAGAUUUUGCAAACGCUUGCUUUGAGACCUUCUCAGACGGGACUUUACAUUGUUCACAGAUUGCCGAGGAUAUUAAGACCUGUCAAUCUUUAGGAAAAAAAGUUUUUCUAUCUAUGGGCGGUGCUUCUGGUGCAUAUGGAUUUGCUGACGACAAUUCUGCCAGGGAUUUUGCCCAAGUGCUUUGGAAUACUUUCGGUGAGGGCAGCGGUUCUGAAAAACGUCCGUUUGACGAUGCUGUCCUUGAUGGGUUUGAUCUCGACAUCGAAAACAAUAAUCCUACAGGUUACGCUGCUCUAGUGGAUGAAUUGAGAUCGCUUUUCCCUCAAGGCUCCAAACAGUAUUAUAUCAGCGCAGCACCUCAAUGCCCGUACCCUGAUGCCUCUGUCGGAAACGCAAUGCAGAAUGCUGACAUCGAUUUCGCAUUUAUUCAAUUCUACAACAACUACUGUAAUGUUGAUAGAAUGUUCAACUGGGACACAUGGAUUGAGUAUGCUCAAACGGUGUCGCCAAACAAAAAUAUCAAGUUGUAUUUAGGUUUACCGGGCGCGGCAACAGCGGCUGGUAGUGGUUACAUUUCGGAUUUAUCUUUGGUAAAGAAAACCAUUCAAGAUAUUUCUUCCAGUGAAUAUUUUGGUGGUAUCGCUAUGUGGGACGCUUCUCAAGCUUUUAGCAACCAGGUUGAUGGUGAAUCUUACGUUGCUCAAAUUAAAAACAUUUUGGAGGACAAUACACAAGACAGUCAGGCGACGUCAACAGAUGUUACAUCUACUCUGGUCCCAACUUCUUCAAGUAAGAAUCUGAAUAGCGGAAGUACAUUUUCAGAAGCAAGCUCUACUACCAGCGACACCUCCACCGAACCAACUAGAACAACUUUUUCCAGUGCGGCGCAGGUGACAGUCUCCGCCUCUACUGCUGCUAGCAGUUCCAGCACCUUCUUAGCAGCUUCCUCAAGCAGCAGUGGUGGUAAGACUACUUUGGCUCCCAGUGAGCCAACUUUGACUUCUACAUCGGACAGCUCGGCGCAAACAAGAACGUUAUCCCCCUCUUUCUCUAGUUCAGCUGCUUCAUCUCCCGCACACGAUGCUGCUCAACAAUUGAAUGCACAAUAUGCUGCUGGUAAGUAUAACGGUGAAUCCUCAUGCACUUCAGGACAAAUUGCAUGUGCCUCAAGCGGUGAAUUCGCCAUAUGUAAUUUCGGUUCAUGGGUUAAUAUGGCUUGCUCAGCAGGUACGACAUGUUAUGCAUACGAUGAUGGUUCGACGGUCACAACGGGCUGCAACUUCGCCAAUUUGAAGUCCGAUUAUGUUGAUUGA